Messenger RNA from Seminavis robusta, 657 nucleotides. The record is from the annotation of a GenBank genome assembly. Lineage: Eukaryota; Bacillariophyta; Bacillariophyceae; Naviculales; Naviculaceae.
AUGACGUCCAGAGCUUCCAAGAGGCAGCAGGAAACCAAAGAUGCUGUACAGAAUGCAGGGAUGUUGCUCAAGCUGUCCAAGAAAGGAGGGGGAAUGACUGCGCACUCGGCGCUUCGUUUGGCUGGAGUUUCGACAGAAGACAGAGCCAACUGGAAUCUUCAGCGAAGAGCUCUUCGUGCAAGAGACAAGCUAGAUGAUCAGCGGAAAGAUCUGGCGACAGAGUUUGAUCACGUUAGAUUAGAAGACAACGAUAUGGAGGACGUUAGGCCCUUUCCAGACUCUCAGGAGAGCGUUAUUCCCAUUGCGCCACAACUCCCCAAAACUCUCAAAAUGCGAGCAACAUCGAAGCAAGCUGCAGCCAAGCGAAAGGCUGCCGUCCAGCUGAAGGAAUUGCGAGGCAAACUCUUUCAGGAGGCAGUAGAAACCCUUCAAGAGGAGGCACAGAAAGAAGAAGAGUUUCGAACGGAAGGCAAAGCAUACAAGAAGAAAUCAGCAGAGAUAAUCUGUCAAGAAAUCAACGCAACUGAACUGGCUCUGGCUCAUGAUAUCAAGAUUGUUGCACGGACCGUCCGGAAUGCAUUUCAAGAGAACCGAGUUACAAUGCAACGGCGUGGAGGGACUAUUGCCUCCUGUCUGUUCAAGACGGCAAGAAAGUAA